This is a messenger RNA of Linderina pennispora, 1760 nucleotides long. RefSeq lists its product as uncharacterized. Lineage: Eukaryota; Fungi; Kickxellomycota; Kickxellomycetes; Kickxellales; Kickxellaceae. The coding region runs from base 460 to 1674 and encodes 404 amino acids. The transcript has a single exon. The record is from RefSeq and is a predicted model, not a curated record.
AUUGUUCGACAGCAUUGGGACGGGCAUCACGGCAGACCACCAGGAGUCCGCUCUGACGUCUGCAGCCUUUUCGGGCAUCCAGGAUGCAGCCAGUGGCGCACCCACCACCUUGGUCCCAUCAGACCUCGACGUGCUGCAGGGACAGUCAGCAGCCUGCGGUAGCCCAGCAGCCGGUGGCUCCCCAGCAGCUGCAGCACCAAUUGGUGUUUCAACAACAGACAAGCAGCAGCAGCAGCAAAUGCCGCCGCCGGCAUCGAUCAAGUCGCCGACCCCCAGCACAAAGAAGGCACGCCAGACAAAGAGCAAAAAAACGCCGACUGUCAAAGAGAAGACUGUCAAGGCAAAGGGCAGCCGUAAGAGCACGCCAAAGCUCAAGUCGCCCACACCAUCGGCAGCCAGUCUGCCGUCCGAGGCUCCGCAGCCUGCCAGCAAUGUGCUAGGCCGACAGCGCCAAUACCAAUGGCUGCUAACCCGAGCCCGCUGGGCCCGAAGCGCGCCGCAUCGCCGGCCGACCCCAUGCGGCGGAUCCGCCCAAAGUUCGACGCAAACUCGCCGCUCGUCAGCAAUGCGUCGGUGCCCGGCUCCACCAGUCUCAACGGCGAUGUGUUCUCGCCCACCAAUGCACCGGCCGCCGUUCCCACUCCCAACAUGCCGCCUGCCAUGGGCACGUCCAUGCCGGGGUCGGCGGCAGCGGCCACGCAGGGGAUGAUGUCGCCACAGCAGCAGCACCAGGCCAUGUUGAUGCAGCAGCAACAGCAGCAGCAGCAGCAGGCCUUGCUCAUCCAGCAGUACCAGCAGCAGCAGUUCCAGCAGGUGUUACAGCAGGUGCAGGCCCAGCACCCGAACCUGACCCCGCAGCAGCAGCUCCAGCAGGCUAUGCUAAUUCGCCAACAGCAGCAGUUCAUACAACAGCAGCAGGCACAGCAGCUCCAGCAACAGCAGCAACAACAGCAGCAGGCUCAGCCGCAGCAGCAGCCGCAGCAGACUCUGGGCAUUCCCAACCUUGCCAACCUGACGCCGCUCCAGCGCACCCAGUUUUUGCAGCAGCUGCAGGCCAGUGGCGGAGCCAACCAGGCUUUGGCCAUGGCUCUACAGCAGCAGCUCAUACAACAGCAACAGCAACAACAGCAGCAGCAGGCUGCCUCGUCGGCAGCGGCUGCGUCUCUGGCACUCCAGGCCAGCAUGGCUGGCAACGGAGCAACUAGCAUGCCGAUGUCGUCGGGGGGACAGUUCAUGGCGAGUAUGCCGGCAUCAUCGGCGAUCCAGCAGCAGCAGAUGCUGCUUGCCAGCCUGGCCAGCGCCAACCGGCCCCAGUCAGCAGCACCGACGGGCACUCCUACGGCCACACCCGCACCAGCAGCCGGUCAGCCGCCUCAGCCACUACCCCAGGGACAACAAUCGGCAGCUGCCGUGGGCACCCCGUCUGCAGCAGCCGGGUGCAAUUCCGACUUCGGCCCAGCCCAAUCCUGGCCCAGCUGCCCCAGUCAUCAGCCUCCCAGGCGCCGACGCCCCAGACUCUUCCUGCUGCCUCUCUGCCACAGUCCGCUGCCGCUGCCGCCGCUGCCGCUCAGACGGCUGCCCAGUAUCAGGCAGCAGUCAACGCCGCCAGUGCUGCCAGCCAGUCCCACCAGCAGCAGCAAAAGGUACAUUACUUCCCUGGAACGCACUUUGUGAUGCCGCCCGAGACGUAUGCUGAGAUUGAGAAGCAGUUGGAGAUCUACCGCGCUAGCAACCCGAACGCAGGUGCAAUGGAUAUUACC